Lutra lutra (Eurasian river otter) is the source of this 1805-nucleotide messenger RNA. RefSeq names its product zinc finger protein 420-like. The transcript has a single exon. Lineage: Eukaryota; Metazoa; Chordata; Mammalia; Carnivora; Mustelidae. The record is from RefSeq and is a predicted model, not a curated record. The coding region runs from base 36 to 1481 and encodes 481 amino acids.
UCGACUGCCCCUCAACACUAUCUCAACAUCAGCGAAUGCAUACUGGAGAAAAAGUAUACAAAUGUGAAGAAGGCAAUCAAAGCUUUAAGGACUGUUCAUCAAUAAAUGGACAUUCGGAGAUCUAUUCUGGAGAGAAACCCUGCAAAUGUCAAGAAUGUGGCAAGGCUUUUAACGAUCACUCAAGUCUUAAUAGACAGCACCAAAUUCAUAUUGCAAGGAAAAAUUACAACUGUAAUGAAUGUGCCAGAGCCUUUACAUCAUGUUCAAAACUUAUUCAACAUCAGAGAAUUCAUACUGGAGAGAAACCUUACCAAUGUCAAAAAUGUGGCAAGGCCUUUAAACGCCUUUCACACCUUUCUCAACAUCAUAGAAUUCAUACUGGAAAGAAACCUUACCAAUGUCAGGAAUGUGGCAAGGCCUUUACCUGGAGGUCAAAUCUUUCUCGGCAUCACAAAAUUCAUACUGCAGAGAAAACUUACCAAUGUCAAGAAUGUGGCGAGGCCUUUAAGUGGAGGUCACAUCUUUAUCAACAUCACAAUAUUCAUAAUGGAGAGAAAACUUACCAAUGCCAAGAAUGUGGCAAGGCCUUUAACUGGAGGUCAGGUCUUGCUGAGCAUAAAAGAAUUCAUUGUGGAGAAAAUCCUUACCAAUGUGAAGAAUGUGGCAAGCCCUUUAAGGACAGCACAACUCUUAUUGAACAUUACAGAACUCAUACUGGACAGAAACCUUACCGAUGUCAAAAAUGUGGCAAGGCCUUUAACUGCCUUUCACACCUUUCUGAACAUGAUAGAAUUCAUACUGGAAAGAAACCUUACCAGUGUCAACAAUGUGGUAAGGCCUAUGCCGUCCCUUCACAACUUACUAAGCAUCACCGAAUUCAUACUGGAGAAAAACCUUACCAAUGUCAAGAAUGUGGCAAGGCCUUUAGUGACAGGUCAACCCUUACUGAACAUCACAGAAUUCAUAGUGGAGAAAAACCUUAUCAAUGUCAAGAAUGUGGCAAGGCCUUUACCUGGAGGUCAAAUCUUUCUCGGCAUCAGAAAACUCAUAGUGCAGAGAAACCUUACCAAUGUCAAGAAUGUGGCAAGGCCUUCAAGUGGAGGUCACAUCUUUGUCAACAUCACAAUAUUCAUAACGCAGAGAAACCUUACCAAUGUCAAGAAUGUGGCAAGGCCUUUAACUGGAGGUCAGGUCUUGCUAAGCAUAAGAGAAUUCAUUGUGGAGAAAAAUCUUACCAAUGUGAAGAAUGUGGCAAGCCCUUUAAGGACAGCACAACUCUUAUUGAACAUCAUAGAACUCAUACUAGAGAGAAACCUUACCAAUGUCAAGAAUGUGGCAAGGCCUUUAUCCACAGCUCAAACCUUAUACAACAUCACAGAAUUCAUACUGGAGAGAAACCUUACCAAUGUCAGGAAUGUGGCAAGUCCUUUAGCUGGAGGUCAGGUCUUACUCACCAUUACAGAAUUCAUUAUGGAGAAUAAUCUUACCUAUGUGAAGAAUGCCACAAGUCCUUUAGGGACAGCUCAACUCUUAUUGAACAUUACAGAACUCAUACUGGAAAGGAACCUUACCAAUGUCAAAAAUGUGGCAAGGCCUUUAACUGCCUUUCACACCUUACUUGACAUCAUAGAUUUCAUACUGGAGAGAAACUUUACCAAGUCAGGAAUGUGGCAAGGUCUUUAAGGUGAACUCACACCUCAGUCGACAUAGCAUAACUCCUACUAGAGCGUAACCCAUAAAUUCCAAAAAUGUGGCAAGGCCUCUAACUGGUGCCUAAGGCUUAGCAUCAGAGAAUUUGUAAUAGA